AUUCCCUUACAUACAGGGGCUGGUCGACCUUCGUCUCAUAUUUAUUCUUUCUUUGUUGCUCUAUUGUUCUAUCGCUCUCCGCAAUGAAUCCCACGCAUACCCCCUUGACUUGUUUGCUUGUGUUUGUUUGUCGCUCUUAAAUAAAAAAAAGUUUAAAAAACUCCGACGUAUUCGAAAAUGUCCGGACCGACGUCACGAUUAAGAAACAUUCUCAGCCAUUUGGGCUCUGGAACAACCAACUCGGUAGCCAAAUCGCCCGCUGGUUUCGAUCAUAGCCACCACAUUCACCAAUUAUCUCCAACCUUUUUUCUUGAAAGGGCAGCUGCAAUUGAACCAGAUGCUCUAGCCAUAUAUCAUGUUACGGCAAAUAACAAAGUUUUGAAAAGGCCGUACUGCGAAUUCGCUGAUCGCGCGAGAGGGUUGGCCUACUACCUCCUAAAACACGGCUACAAGCGAGUCGGUGUAUUAGCGACUAAUACGCCGGCAUUCCUGGAGUCAAUAUUCGGCAUUGUCGCCGCUGGUGGGGUUAUCGUGCCCGUAAAUUAUCGACUAAAACCCGAUGACAUCACAUACAUAUUCGACUUUGCUGAAGUAGAUUCCAUCAUCGUUGAUAACGAAUAUUUGUCGUUACUCGAUGACUUCAAGAAGAGUCAUCCAAAUGUGCCGUUUAUCGUUGACUUAGACACCGAUGCGACCGAAGGCGAGCUCUCUGGUCCAUUCGAUGAAGCAGUUCUUGAAGGCUUGAAUUAUGAUCGAGCACAAGGAAGCAAGGGAUGGAGCGGUCUACAUUCUCACGGUAAUCACGAAGAUGAUAUGAUCGCCAUUCCAUUCACGUCAGGAACUACAUCCAGACCUAAAGGAUGCGUAUAUACGAACCGAGGCGCAUACCUUGCAUCAAUAGCCAACGUGAUAGAAUCCGGAUUGAAUUUUGACAAUGGGAGGUGUAAAUAUCUGUGGAUUCUGCCGAUGUUUCAUGCUGUGGGCUGGACGUUCCCCUGGGCGAUAACUGCCGUGAGAGGUACUCACUAUUGUCUCAGAAAAGUUGACUACCCGUUGAUUUGGAAACUCCUCAAGGAAGAAGGUGUCACUCAUUUCAAUGCGGCGCCCACGGUGAAUACCAUAUUGUGUAACUCAAAAGAAGCGGAAAAGUUGCCGCACCGAGUACGAGUCACAGUGGCGGCAAGCCCGCCGACGGCACAUCUUUUUGAACAAAUGACAAAUCUAAAUCUACACCCAGUACAUGUAUAUGGCAUGACGGAGACAUACGGACCAAUCACAAAAGGCUACUACAUGCCGCAAUGGGACUCACUCCCUAACUCAGAGAAGUACGCGAAGAUGGCUCGCCAGGGACAUGGUUUCGUAACGAGUCUCCCGAUCCGCGUGAUUAAGGCAGAUCAGCCAGAAGGUGUUCUCAUCGAUGUGGCGAAAGACGGAAAGGAAAUCGGCGAGAUCGUUUUCUUCGGUAAUAUCUGUAUCAAAGGAUACUACAAGGAUGCUGAAGCGACGAGAAAACUCUUCGCGGGUGGUGCCCUGCACUCUGGUGAUUUGGCAGUUUGGCACCCAGAUGGAAGUGCGCAGAUUCAAGAUCGAGCUAAGGACAUUAUCAUCAGUGGAGGGGAGAACAUAUCUUCUGUCGCGCUUGAGAGUCUGCUAGUACAGCACCCCGACGUGUUGGAAGCAGGUGUUGUCGCGGUGCCGGAUUCUCAUUGGGGUGAGAGACCGAAAGCAUAUCUAACCGUUAAAGAAGGGAAGACGUUAGAGCCCCAAGAUAUGAUCAAUUGGUGUCGUAGUCAGGACACGAUCAGCAAAUUCAUGAUUCCGAGGGAGGUCGAAAUCGUUAAAGAACUGCCGAAGACGAGCACAGGCAAGAUUCAGAAGAACGUCCUGAGAGGGUGGGCAAAGACUGGAAGGUCGGAAGUGUAAGUUCUGUAAUCGUGGCUGCACUGCCAAUUGUAUCUAUUUAGAGGUAUUUGGGCGCCAGGGAACAUCUCGAGAAGAGUAUAUCGGGUGAAAGCCAGGGUACGGCUAUCUUGGGACGGAUUUUCGAAAGUUCUAUCUCGUACGUUUUCGAGGUCGGAAGAAUGAAUACCUAGGUAAUGAAUCCACGACAUAAUACCACGUUACACAAGCCCCUUUCUGCUAUUCCGUAAUCUGGUAGGGCGGCCCAAGUUUA
This is a messenger RNA of Annulohypoxylon maeteangense, 2173 nucleotides long. RefSeq names its product acetyl-CoA synthetase-like protein. The transcript is spliced from 7 exons. NCBI's taxonomy places the organism in Eukaryota, Fungi, Ascomycota, Sordariomycetes, Xylariales, Hypoxylaceae. The coding region runs from base 178 to 1923 and encodes 581 amino acids. The record is from RefSeq and is a predicted model, not a curated record.